CAGCUCCCUCCGUCCGGCGGGACGAGCGUUUCCUGCGCUCCCGCGGCUCCGCUGUCGCCCUGUGGAGCGGCAGCAGGUGCCCGCUCUGCUCCUCCUCGGCCAAGACGGGCACAGCUGAGUUUGCAGCCUGGAGGAGCAACCAGACCUCACCUCUCCUCUCCAAGACAUGAAGCCCUGACACUGGAGCCUCAGAGGGAAGGUACAUGUGUUUGUGCCCAAGGGGAUGCUCUUCCAUUUUCCCCUGCCCUGGGGCGAAGGACAUUGAAAAGAUGGAGAACCAGAGGAGAUCUCUCCUGGGAUGCGUCCACUGGGAAGCAGAAGAGGAGGGGGACGAGGAAGAUGAAGUGGCUUCUGGUGCUUCUCCUUCCAGCCAAAUGAGCGAAUUGGAGGACGUGCAGGUGGAGAUGCUUGAAAAGGCGAGGGAACUCUUCCAGCUCUGUGACAAGGAUGAGAAGGGCUUUAUCACCAAGUUGGACAUGCAGAGGCUUCAGAGUGAGCUCCCCCUAACCCUUGAGCAGCUGGAGACUGUUUUUGACAGCUUGGAACAGAAUAAUAAUGGUUACCUGACACCUGUGGAGUUCAGCAUGGGACUAGGAAAGUUAAUAGGAAUCGACUUGUGUCAAGAGGCUGGAAGGACAGAUCGCUCCAGUCACGAGGAGACCUUUGAGUCAGGUUGGUCAGAUGACAUGGACCCAGCAGACGAUGAAGAGAAACGAUUCUGCUCCAUGAUGGAGCAGCUUGGAGCAGCCCAGGUGUUUGAAGAUCCUAGCGAGGUUCGAGAUCUUUGGGCCCGGCUACGAAAGGAGCGGCCGGAGCUCUUGGCCAAUUUUGAGGAGUUUCUGCUGCGUGUUUCCUCGUACAUCAGGGAGGUGAAUCAUGAAAAGGAGUCUAUGGAGCGGGCAUUGAAGCGAAAGGAGACGGACCAUGACCGGGAAGUCAGAUGCCUUUAUGAAGAAAUGGAGCAACAGAUCAAAGCAGAAAGGGAGAGGCUAAUCUGCCAGCUGUCUCCAUCUUUGCAGGAAGCACUGAAACACAACAGGAGUAACGUGCUCCAAAAGGAACUGCGCAGCAAAGAGCAAGAGCUGGAGAAAAUCCUCUAUCGACAAAAGAAGCUGGAACAUCAGCUGCAGUCUCUGAACUCAGAGCAGCUGGAGACCCGUGUGCAGAAUGAAAAGCUCCGGCACCUGAAUGAAAACCUACUGGAGGAGCUGGAGAAAAGCAAAUGGGAGCUAGAGGCUGUCAAGGGACAACUGCAGAAGCUGCAGAAAGAGGCCCAGAAUGAGCAAGAGCAGAAGGACAGGGAUGUGUUCAGAGUCUCCAAAAACAUGCAGAAAGAGAAACAAAGCCUCCUUCGGCAGCUGGAGCUCCUCAGAGAGAUGAACAAGAAGCUUCGAGAUGAGCGUGACACUUUUGAAGCCAAGAAGCCGGCACUUCAGAGCAAAAAGCCCCUCUUGAAGAAAGGGUCAGUGCUAGGCAGUUACCUGCUGGACGACAAGCCGGUCAAACGACAAUUGGCCUCUGCGGACCUUCCUGUCACCUUCCCUAUGGAUAUGGCAGUGGAAGAACCCAACAGGAAGAACUGCAGAUACUUCUCAGGCAACGGGAUGUGGCUGAAGACAGGCGAAAGAGGCAGCACGGACUUUGGAGAGAAGAACAGAGACCAAGAGAAGUGGUCAGUGGGAGCAGAUGCUGAGAAGCUGAAGAUGGCUUUGAAGAGUGAUGCUGACUGUAGAAGAAAUGCAGAUGGGUUGGAUGAUGCUCCACUAUCUCCUAGAGGACAGCCAGUUGGUACUGAAAGCAGGCUCCAGGUGCUGGAACCUGCCAGUUGUUCCCCCGAUCGUAUCUUCAAAGUUGUGUUUGUGGGGAACUCUGGUGUUGGUAAGAGUUCCUUCAUCCAUCGCUUCUGCUAUGACAGGUUCUUGGCUGAUCUCAAUGCAACUAUCGGUAUUGAUUACCAGGUGAAGAGUCUGAUGGUGGACAACAUUCAAGUUGCAUUACAGCUGUGGGAUACAGCUGGACAAGAAAGGUUCCGGAGUAUCACCAAGCAGUAUUUCCGGAAGGCAGAUGGGAUUCUGGUGAUGUACGACAUUACGGCCGAGUGCUCCUUCAUGGCAGUGCGCAACUGGAUGAGCAGCGUCCAGGAGGGCAUUGAGGAUGGAGCUGUGGUUUUUCUGCUUGGAAAUAAAAUGGAUACCACAGGGAGAGAGACUCGGAGUGUACCCAAGGUGGAGGGAGAAAGGCUGGCGAAGGAAUACAAGGCUGUCUUCUAUGAGUGCAGCGCUAUGACUGGCUACAACAUCAUGGAGCCCAUGCUGCACAUGGCCAGGUUGCUGACAGCACAAGAAGACAGGCAGAGGGAGAAUGCCCUGCAGCUGGAAGAUGUCAGGAGGAAAGGGUGCUGCACAUAAGGAACAUCAGUAUCUCAGCAAGAGCCAAGGGUCAGCACCGUUGGAAUUCCUUCUCAGCAAGUUGAAUCUGAUGGUAUCAUGUCUGCAGAGAUUUAGGGAAUCUGCAACUUUUUCCCAUCUGGGAAUUUCAAGGCACUCAAUCAGGGCAGAAUGUGCAUAUGAUCUGUACUGUUCCCUUUCCCACCUGCAUGUCCAGCCCUGAUUAUAGGAGGCCUCUGAUCUCUUGGGGGAAUUUGGCAGGCCUUAGCAAAUGGCACAGACUUGGUCCUCUGUCCAGAGGCAUCAUUUCCAUGUAAAAUGAUGAAGUCUUGCUCCUUUAGUUUCUGGCAAAAAGGUUGUCUUGCAGCAGAGGGGAGGACACAGAGGGUGUUAAAUCGAUUAUUUUAGUAUAAGAAAUAAAGAGAUGAUUUUAAAUUUCGGCUAACUCUAGGUAGUGAAUCUUUCUCUCACUAAGAGCAGGAUUUUCUUGGCUCUAUAACAGCAAAGCCCAGCUGACAGCUUGCUGUGGUAGAUAGGGAAGCCUUUGCCUGUUCUUCUAAGAUCUGAAUCAGGCUCUGCACUUGGUUGGAAAUCUGGUUUGACUGGCCAACACUGUAGAUAACUGCUUCCAUAUGUGGAUAUAGCAUGAACUGCUAAAACCAUUCAUCCCACUGGCUUUCUUCACUGUGCUACCCUAACGAACUUCGCUACUCUCCUUCUUGUACUGUUCACAGAACACAGAGCAGUUGCCCUGGGACUCGCAGGCGACUGCUGCGCUGGUACGUGCUGCUGUUCCAUAACCUGUUGUGGGAGCUGUGCUGUAUCUACUGGGAGCCAUGUAUAGCCUGUUCUAAGGCUGAAUGCUGCCUGCUUCCUCCCAUUCUUUUAUUCUUUCCUGAAAGGUCUUCAGCAGUUAGGAGUGCACAUAUCCGCAGUACUGAAAUGUGCCCAGAUUCCACCCCGUUGGCCUGACAGCAGUGCUUUGAAAUGUACUUGGGCUGGAAGCACGAGGCAGCUGCCUCAGCUGCAACGGGUACAUAGUGAAAUUUUUGCUUUCACAGUGACCUUGUGCAUUAACCUCAAUUUCCUUAUGAAGGGCCUCAGCAAGAGAAGGGCUGCACCUAUUCCUGUUAAGAAGGAGCUUGUUUUCCACCAUGGAGUGGUGCAAAGCAGAAUGAGAAGACAUGAUGGCUGAGGAAAAGUGAUCUGAGUCACCUACUGCAUUACACAGUCUUUCCAUGGUUCCUCCCAGUGCCAUUUACUUCUAGUGGGAAAGAGGAAGAUUCUCUUCGGAAGAGCCAGGUUCCUGACUUAAAGAAAUAGCCCAAAGUACUAAGUGUCUGCUCAGUCCUUACUGCUGUGGUUCUUGCUAUUGUACAGCUGGUGAAUUUAACUGCACAAACUGACCAGGAAGCCGUACAUUAGAAGAGGUCCUGAAGAAACUAGGGCUUCUGGUUUUGAGCUUAGGUAACACCAGCAGCGCUUCCAGUGGAACUGCUAAUGUUUGCAAGAAAGGAUGUUUGUGAAGUGAAAUCUCUGUUCUUGGAAAACAUAAAACUUUAGACUGCCUUGUACCAGAUGACUGUCCAAAUGCAGAUGUGGAUUUUGUGCAUUCUAACCAAUGUGGCCAUGGAGGAGUACAGACACUGUCACCUGCUAAGUCACUAAAAUUCACUAGCUGAGUUGGAGGAGCUGCUGUCAACGAUUCAUUUGCAUCGUGCUCCAGUUGUAGGUUAAUAAGAACUGGCAAUAAGAAUUGACAUCUUCAGUGGGCACAUCAAUAACACCAAAAUUUACUUACCUGCAACAGCAUGCUGGGCAGGAUUUUGGAAGCUGCAGCAGAAGAAAAGUAUGGUAUCCAAUCUGCUAAUAUGGUUUGAAUGUGCAGCUCCCACACUGUGUAAAAAGCACAUGAAAGAUAAAGGAGUAAAGUAUACCUGGCACACACGUACCAUGCAGCAUGUGGUAAUUACCUUCCUCAGCACUGUCAUACUGCAACAGGAAGAACUACCACGUGUUUGUUUUUUGUUUGUUUUUGGUUGGUUGGUUGUUCUUAAUGUACAGUCUUAAGGAUGUUUUCUUAGCGGGCAAGCAGGGUGCAGGCAAUAAAGAAAUACUGUCUUGCAAA
Messenger RNA from Lagopus leucura (white-tailed ptarmigan), 4515 nucleotides. It is a transcript of the gene CRACR2B, whose product is annotated as calcium release activated channel regulator 2B. The record is from RefSeq and is a predicted model, not a curated record. The transcript has 20 exons. The coding region runs from base 204 to 2408 and encodes 734 amino acids. Gene Ontology annotation, molecular function: GTP binding; GTPase activity; calcium ion binding. Lineage: Eukaryota; Metazoa; Chordata; Aves; Galliformes; Phasianidae.